CCGACGCGAGCUGCAGCCCCGUUUAACAAGAAUAGUGCCGACAUCAUUUUUCGGACCGCGGAUGAAGUCGACUUCCAUUUGCACAAGGCGGUACUGAUGCUGGCGUCGUCGAUGUUCGAGGGCAUGUUCUCCAUUCCACAGCCGACGGCGAUCAACGCGGCCGAAGUAGAUUUCGAGACCGAUUUGCCGAUCGUUCCCGUCACGGAGACAAGCAAAACCUUGGACGCCCUGCUGCGUCUGUGCUACCCCACCGCAGAUCCG
Messenger RNA from Laetiporus sulphureus 93-53, 261 nucleotides. RefSeq lists its product as uncharacterized. The record is from RefSeq and is a predicted model, not a curated record. Gene Ontology annotation, molecular function: protein binding. The transcript has a single exon. Lineage: Eukaryota; Fungi; Basidiomycota; Agaricomycetes; Polyporales; Laetiporaceae. The annotation marks the transcript as partial.